This is a messenger RNA of Condylura cristata (star-nosed mole), 1983 nucleotides long. RefSeq lists its product as uncharacterized. The transcript has 7 exons. Lineage: Eukaryota; Metazoa; Chordata; Mammalia; Eulipotyphla; Talpidae. Bases 1 to 1983 code for a protein of 660 amino acids. Gene Ontology annotation, molecular function: GTP binding. The record is from RefSeq and is a predicted model, not a curated record.
AUGGCUCAGAGUCAGGACAAUGUUCUGAGGAUCGUGCUGGUGGGGAAGACCGGAGCUGGGAAAAGCGCCACAGCAAACACGCUCCUGGGGAGAGAAGUAUUUGAGUCUAAAUUUGCUGCGCAGGCUGUGACCAAAGGGUGCCAGGCAGCGUCCCGGGAAUGGCAGGGGAGGAUACUUCUCGUGGUCGACACCCCCGGGCUCUUUGACACCAAGAAGGACCUGCACAUCACCUGCAGGGAGGUCAGCCAGUGUGUCCUGCUCUCGGCCCCGGGGCCCCACGCCGUCGUCUUGGUGAUGUCGCUGGAACGCCACACGGAAGAGGAAGAGCAAACCGUGGCGCUGAUCAAGGCCACCUUCGGGGAGUCUGUCAUGAGGCACAUGGUCAUCUUGUUCACAGGCAAGGAUGAAUUGGGGGGCCGCAGCCUGAGUGAGUUUAUAGCACAAGCACCGAUGACCCUCAGAAGCACCAUCAGGGAGGCGGGGGACCGCUACUGCGCCUUCAACAACAAGGCGGGGGAGGCCGAGAAGGAGGCUCAGGUGCAGGAGCUCGUGGGGCUGGUGGAGAAGCUGGUGCGGAGCAACGGGGGGGCCUGCUACUCUGGCCCCUUCGACAGGGAGGGAGAGAAAAGGCGCAGACAGCGGCAGGAGGACGGGAAGUGGGACGAAGAGGAAGAUGAUGAAUUGCAGGAUUUAAAAAGGCAAAAAGCAGAGCUGACGAGGCAGCAUGAAGAGCGAAUGAGAGCUAUAAAGAAAAGAGGGCUGGUCAUUGUGCUUGGCAUCGUGGUGAUAGUGGUCGGGAGCCUGCUGGCCAGCCUAUGGCAGAGGAUCUGGAAGUGGACGCACAGUGCAGGUGGGGUCACUGGGGGUCGUGAUCGCUCAGGCCUCCGCACCCUGCAGCGCCCCAAUGCCGUCUCCACCCCUCCUGUGCACCCCCCUCCCCGCCCCCUGCGCACCCCUGUCUACCGCGACAUGGCGGCGGACUCCGCGAAGGACGUAGCACAGACAGCUCGUGGCCGCGGCCUCCUGCUCGUGUCUCAGACACAGGAGGAGGCGGUGAAGCGAGGGGAGGAGCUGGCCACGGCUGCGCUGGACGCCUGCCCGCUAGCGCAUCACGGCGACCUCAGAGAAGCUCUGCGCGGGGUGUCCGGUGGCCCCGGGGCCACGGGAGGGAGCAACGAGGGCAACUUCCACGCCAGCGCCUCCAGCCUCCUGCCCAUCCAGGCCAGCGGGCCCAGGGCCAGCUGGAUCCUGCCUCUAGAUACCCUCAGUCCCCCGGGGCUUUCUGCCCGCCUGACCGCGGGGAGGGCUCUCUGCUGCCACCUGCUGGCCAUCGCCGGCAGUGAAGCCCAGAGAGGCGGACCAGGGCUGGAGUUGCGCCCGCUGGCGCCCGAGCUGGGUGAGACUGCACCGGCCCAAAGCGAGCAGGGCCGGCGGCUCAACGAGCUGUGGGGACGCGGAGGGCGGGGUGGGGGCAAGAACCGCGAGGAUGGCGGCGGGCAGGCGGGGCUUGUCGGAGCUGGGCCGACAACCGCAGGGGACACUGAGACCAGCCGGGCGCUCCCGCUGCAGGCCGGGGCCUCGCCCACCGCGGACCCUAGCCGAGGACUCUGCCCCAGACCGGUGGAGAACGCAUGUAACUCGAAGCCCAAAGCCCGAGGAGUCCUGCACAGGGCGGGUCAGCACUACCGGCGGGACGAGUCUGCCCGCACCCGCGGGGAGGGAGCGCACGCGCGGAUCAGGGCUCUGUCGCGCCACCUGGCGGGGGCUCCGGGCACCGCGCCCGCAGGCCGGGCGCACCUGCCUGCCCUGCAGGGCGACCGCUCGCUCCCGGAGCCCCAACUCCGCAGGGGAGAGAAGCUGAAGGCCACCGGCCUCUUGCAGCUGGGCCAAACGCCCAGGACCAGCCAGCUGCUGCGCCGCGGGCGUCAGGACCCCUCGAGAGCCGAGCGCCCUCUGGGGCCACGGCCCAGGCAGGGGGCCUGA